UUCGUGGGAAGAGAUUUCACACUACAACUUUUGCGAGGAGAACACGUUGGUUGGGUUGUCAGACUUUGAAAAGCGUUCAUAAAAUAAAAUAAUAUCGUGUCGUAGCAUAAAUUAAAUUGGAAUGGACGAAGGGAUGAAGCAGCAGGGUCUGAAUUUGGUGGAGCAUGUUGGUCAGUUGGUCAUGCCGGGGGAUGAGUUUUCUAUGCCGCAGGAUCUGUCAAAACUCAUCCUCGGUCCUGGACUCAAACUAAUCACGGAUCGACGCAGCACUUGGGAGGAGGGAGGGGUUGGCACAAUCCUGGCCUGCAAACCCGGUGUCCUUGCCAAGGUCAAGGGGAACACCUUUUUCGUCGAGGUCAAAUCCAAGCAGUAUGACUCGUACAAGAAGGAUGAUGUUCUAGGUGUGAUAAAACAAAAGGGAAAAGGAGACCAGUACACCUGCGAUGUUGGGACAAAGGAACGAGCACAUCUUUCAAAGUUUGCUUUUGAAGGAGCCACGAAAAGAUUCAGGCCAGACUUACAGGUGGGUGAUGUCAUUUACGGAAAAGUUGUCGAGUUACCUCCCGAUUUCCCAAUGGAACUCACUUGUGUUCAUGGGACGGGAAAGUCGCUGGGUCUUGGUGUGUUGGAAAGUGGUCACGUUUUUCAGAUCCCAGUUCAUUUUACCCGACUUCUUAGAAGCGCCUCGGACUCUGUUAAUGUGCUCAGAAAAAUCGGGAGGAUCGUACCCUGUGAGACAGCCGUGGGUGUGAACGGGUUGAUUUGGGUGAAAGCAAAGAACGCUGUCCUUACCAUCUUGGUCUGUCAGCUCAUCACCAAACUCUCACAAAGUAGUGUGGCGGAACACGAACAAAUUCUUAAACAGUUUAGGAAAGGAAUCUCCAGUUUAGCAAUGUAACAGUAUUAUUAUUGUUGCAUAAUAACCUCGUUUAUAUCUACACAUAUAAUAAGUUAUUUGGUAGUAAAAUUGUGUGUACAAAAACUAUUAUUGGGAAUUAGCUGUUGAAUAAAUGGUAUUUUUAUAUGCGAUUGAGAAUUUAA
Molecule: messenger RNA, 1041 nt
Organism: Folsomia candida
Lineage: Eukaryota; Metazoa; Arthropoda; Collembola; Entomobryomorpha; Isotomidae
Gene: Rrp40
Product: exosome complex component RRP40
Exons: 4
Coding region: 122-898 (258 amino acids)
Biological process (GO): TRAMP-dependent tRNA surveillance pathway; poly(A)-dependent snoRNA 3'-end processing; exonucleolytic trimming to generate mature 3'-end of 5.8S rRNA from tricistronic rRNA transcript (SSU-rRNA, 5.8S rRNA, LSU-rRNA)
Cellular component (GO): cytoplasmic exosome (RNase complex); nuclear exosome (RNase complex)
Molecular function (GO): RNA binding
Source: RefSeq, a predicted model, not a curated record